Bombina bombina (fire-bellied toad) is the source of this 1143-nucleotide messenger RNA. Its product is annotated as gastrula zinc finger protein XlCGF17.1-like. Gene Ontology annotation, biological process: regulation of transcription by RNA polymerase II. The record is from RefSeq and is a predicted model, not a curated record. NCBI's taxonomy places the organism in Eukaryota, Metazoa, Chordata, Amphibia, Anura, Bombinatoridae. Gene Ontology annotation, molecular function: RNA polymerase II cis-regulatory region sequence-specific DNA binding; DNA-binding transcription factor activity, RNA polymerase II-specific. Bases 23 to 1138 code for a protein of 371 amino acids. The transcript is spliced from 3 exons.
CGAUGCUAAGAUUUCAUGUAACAUGGAACAAACAGAGGAUCAGUUGCUAAGAAAUGUUGAAACAUCAGAGCAGGAAAUUUGUGGCAAUAUAAGUGCAGAUGAAAACGAUGCUAAGAUUUCAUGUAACAUGGAACAAACAGAGGAUCAGUUGCUAAGAAAUGUUGAACCAUCAGAGCAGGAAAUUUGUGGCAAUAUAAGUGCAGGUGAAUUCACAAACUGCGCUAAUCCUAGCCAUGAUCAGAGUGCAGAUGUUUCUUUAAAUUUUCUUCAAAAUCAAAGAAGCCACGUGGGAAAUGUAUGUUCUGAAUGUGGGAAAUGUUUUCUUAAGAAAUCACAACUUUAUAAACAUCUAAAAAUUCAUAGAGGACAAAAGCCGUUUUCCUGUCCUAUAUGUGGGAAAUGUUUUAACCGUAAAAAAAAUCUUGUUGCUCAUCGGAAAAUUCAUACAGGAGAAAAAGGAUUUUCAUGUUCUGACUGUGGGAAAUGUUUUACUCGGAAAUCAAAUCUUAUUACACAUCAGAAAAUUCAUACAGGGGAGAAAGGAUUUUCAUGUUCUGACUGUGGCAAAUGUUUUACUCUGAAAUCAAAUCUUAUUACACAUCAGAAAAUUCAUACAGGACAGAAAGCAUUUUCAUGUUCUGACUGUGGGAAAUGUUUUACUCUGAAAUCAUCUCUUAUUAAGCAUCAGAAAAUUCAUACAGGAGAAAAAGCUUUUUCAUGUUUUGACUGUGGGAAAUGUUUUACUCAGAAAUCACAUCUUAUUAGGCAUCAGAAAAUUCAUACAGGGGAGAAAGCAUUUUCAUGUUCUGACUGUGGGAAAUGUUUUACUCUGAAAUCAUCUCUUAUUAAGCAUCAGAAAAUUCAUACAGGAGAAAAAGCUUUUUCAUGCUUUGACUGUGGGAAAUGUUUUACUCAGAAAUCACAUCUUAUUAGGCAUCAGAAAAUCCAUACAGGGGAGAAAGCAUUUUCAUGUUCUGACUGUGGGAAAUGUUGUAAUCAAAAAUCAAAUCUUAUUGCACAUCAGAAAAUUCAUACAGGGGAGAAAGGAUUUUCAUGUUCUGACUGUGGAAAACGUUUUACUCUGAAAUCAAAUCUUAUUAGGCAUCAGAAAACUCAUAUUAAAAUAAAUCAAGUUUAACCUAA